GCGGCGCUCGGUAGGCGCAGCGCGGCGGAGCCGGGCCGAGGCGCGGCCAUGGGGCACCCGCCGCUGGAGUUCAGCGACUGCUACCUGGACAGCCCCGACUUCCGAGAGCGCCUCAAGUGCUACGAGCAGGAGCUGGAGCGCACCAACAAGUUCAUCAAGGAGGUGAUCAAGGACGGCAACGCGCUCAUCGCCGCCAUCCGCGGGUACUCCUCAGCAGUGCAGAAGUUCUCCCAGACUCUGCAGUCCUUCCAGUUCGACUUCAUCGGUGACACACUAACAGAUGAUGAGAUCAAUAUUGCUGAGUCGUUUAAGGAGUUUGCAGAGCUGCUGCAAGAAGUGGAGCUGGAGAGGUCCAUGAUGGUGCAGAAUGCAAGUGAUUUGCUGAUCAAACCUUUGGAAAAUUUCCGGAAGGAGCAGAUAGGGUUCACCAAGGAAAGAAAGAAGAAGUUUGAGAAGGAUGGAGAGAAGUUUUACUCUAUGCUGGAUCGCCACUUGCAUUUGUCUUCCAAAAAGAAGGAGUCUCAGUUACAGGAGGCUGACCUUCAGGUGGACAAAGAGAGACACAAUUUCUUUGAGUCCUCCCUCGAGUAUGUGUACCAGAUCCAGGAAGUACAAGAAAGCAAGAAAUUCAGUAUUGUGGAGCCGGUGCUGGCAUUUCUCCACAGCCUCUUCACUUACAACAACCUGACAGUGGAGCUGACACAGGAUUUCCUCCCAUACAAGCAGCAGCUCCAGCUCAGCCUGCAGAACACAAGGAAUCACUUUUCCAGCACACGGGAGGAGCUGGAAGAUCUGAAGAAGAGGAUGAAGGAAGCACCCCUAACCUGCAAGCUGCCUGGGCAGCCCACCAUCGAGGGCUACCUGUACACUCAGGAGAAAUGGGCUCUGGGCAUCUCCUGGGUGAAGUAUUACUGCCAGUAUGAAAAAGAGGCCAAAACCUUACGGAUGACACCCAUAGACCAGAAGCCUGGAGCUAAGCAGGGCACCUUGGACCUAACCGUGAAAUCCUGCGUAAGGAGAAAGACUGACUCCAUAGACAAAAGGUUUUGUUUUGACAUUGAAACUAAUGAAAGGUCCGGGACCAUCACGCUGCAGGCGCUGUCGGAAGCCAACCGGAGGCUGUGGAUGGAGGCCAUGGACGGGAAGGAGCCGAUUUAUCACAGUCCCAUCACGAAGCAAGAAGAAAUGGAGCUGAACGAGGUGGGCUUCAAGUUUGUUCGGAAGUGCAUCAAUGCAGUGGAGACCAAAGGAAUCACCACAGAGGGCGUGUACCGGACUGUUGGCAGCAACAUCCAGGUGCAGAAGUUACUGAAUGCUUUUUUUGAUCCAAAAUGCCCUGGGGAUGUGGAUCUCCAGAGUGGGGACUGGGACAUCAAGACCAUUACCAGCUCACUGAAGUUCUAUCUCAGGAACCUGUCUGAACCCGUCAUGACGUACAAGCUCCACAAAGAGCUGGUCCUGGCUGCCAAGUCUGAGAACCUGGAUUACAGGCUGGGAGCCAUUCAUGCACUGGUCUAUAAACUGCCUGACAAGAACAGGGAGAUGUUAGAACUCCUCAUCCAGCACCUUGUCAAUGUGUGUGAGCACAGCCGGGAGAAUCUGAUGUCACCGUCCAACAUGGGGGUGAUCUUCGGGCCCACCCUGAUGCGAGCACAGGAGGACACCGUGGCAGCCAUGAUGAACAUCAAGUUCCAAAACAUCGUGGUCGAGAUCCUGAUCGAGCACUUUGGGAAGAUCUACUCUGGCCCCCCAGAAGACACCACAGCCCCCCCAGUGCCCCCACCGAGGGUGGCUGCCCGGCGGCACAAGCCCAUCACCAUCUCCAAGCGUCCCCUGAGGGAAAGACCUGUCUUCUUCAAUGCCUCUGUGGAGGAGAGUGCAGCAGAGAGGCUCAGCCAGACCCCCAAUGGUGGCGGCGUGGAGGCCCCCAAGCCCCUGCACCGCAGCCGCCUGCCCGCGCCCCGGCCCGGGGGGGACGAGCUGGGGCGUUCCCCUGCCGAGAGCCGGCCCCAGCCCCGUGCUGAGCCCGAGCUGGGCAAGCUGGGCAUGGGGAAAGGGCUGCAGGAUGGAGGGGCCAAGGCAGCUGGGAGGGCGGCCAACGGCGUGGUGACCAGCCCUACCCUGAGGACUGCCACGCUGCAGGCCAGGAGACCGGCACCCCGGCCGGGCAUCUGUGGCAGAGAGGGUGACUGUGACAGUGUCCCUAAGCCACGUUCCCAUGGUGAUAAGCCUGUGAUAACACGUCCCCCUGUGAGACCUCCGGAUCCACCGUGCCGGACUCCCAUCCCUCCAAAGCUGGAGCAGAGGCCAGAUCUGAUAGCAGGGACAGCAGAGGAGAUGCCCUCAUCUGUGGUGGCCUCUAGGACCAAGUUCUUUGAGACGGCAUCCCGAAGAACAGGCAGUUCUUCAUCACCACAAGGCAGGAUCCCAAGUGAUGAGAGCUGAGGCUAAAGGCUUUGUAAGCACACCUCAGCCCAGCUGGACCCAGGAGACUUUCUGUGCUUGUGACCCAGGAGUCAGAACUGAGCCUUGCCAGCCCCAGUGCCCUGGAGAGCAGCUAUCUUACUGGACGAUGAUUUCCAAGCCACAAGUGGCCCAAGAAAUUAGGAGAGGGAGACCACGAUGGAAAGCAGGUCCUGCCCACACAUCUGUGUUGAACUGUUCCCUGCCCUCCCACCUCUCCUCCCUCUUCUCUCCUGUGUGUGCCAUGCAGGUGAUGGCAGCAUGGGCAGGGCUGGGGGACACAGACCACCUGUGGAAGGGACAGUGGAGCCCCUGUUCACCUGCACACUUUUGGGAAACACACCUUGAAAAGGGUGUUUGGACAGCACAAGGGCUGAGUCCCUCUGUUUGGAUGCAAGGGCAAAACAGCUGCAGUCCCCCCUUGCCCUGCUUGCCCUGAGAAGCCCCUUCCUUUGUGCUUGUGUCCCUCACUUGGUGAGUGUCAGUGUGUGGGACAGCUGUGCCUGUUAACGCUGCCCAUGGUGACAAAAGCUGGGCAGGGAUGGAGGAAUCGCUGUGCUCUGCUCUGUGGGAUGUCUCCUCAUCUCCUCCUGGACAUCCCUGGCCUGGGACACUACACUGACAGAGAGGCUUGGCCAGGGGCUUGGCCUGAGCCAUGGCCACAGCCUUGCCUGGGAUCAGCUCUCAGGCAGCACCCCUGGGUCAGCAGCCUCCAAGGGUGCAGCUGGGGGAGGGGGGCAGCAGGUGCUCCUCCUCUUCCUCCACUGCCUCCUCUUCCAUGAGCCACACUCCCACCAGAUCCACUUCUCACAGGCCCACCUAGAAGUCUCCAUCCUGGGUGAUUGUGGUGGCCAGCAAAGAGGUGCUGAGGAUCUGAAACUCACUGUUUGUGGGUCAAACCCAUUGUUUGGUUUUUUUUUUUAAGAACUGCCCAGUUUGUUGUUUGCUUGUUUAUUCAUUUCCUGUACAAGAUGCCCAGCCUGUCCCUCAGCCAUGGCCCUGUGGAUGAUGCCCAUUGGCCCAGGAGAUGUCCCUGGCCAGGACCUCUGUAGCGCUAGAAGCUUGUCUGUUGCUCCAGCUGCCACCAGGG
This is a messenger RNA of Melozone crissalis (California towhee), 3553 nucleotides long. It is a transcript of the gene OPHN1, whose product is annotated as oligophrenin 1. NCBI's taxonomy places the organism in Eukaryota, Metazoa, Chordata, Aves, Passeriformes, Passerellidae. The record is from RefSeq and is a predicted model, not a curated record. Gene Ontology annotation, biological process: signal transduction. The transcript has 24 exons. Gene Ontology annotation, molecular function: protein binding; GTPase activator activity. Bases 49 to 2445 code for a protein of 798 amino acids. Gene Ontology annotation, cellular component: cytoplasm.